Molecule: messenger RNA, 1234 nt
Organism: Astyanax mexicanus (Mexican tetra)
Lineage: Eukaryota; Metazoa; Chordata; Actinopteri; Characiformes; Acestrorhamphidae
Gene: ptn
Product: pleiotrophin
Exons: 5
Coding region: 202-672 (156 amino acids)
Molecular function (GO): growth factor activity
Source: RefSeq, a predicted model, not a curated record
CACACACUCCCUCACUCACUCACACACAGACACCAUUAGCACAACCCUGUGGCUCAGAGAGCGUGAGUUUACCACAGACAGUGAGAGUGAAUGUGUAAGAGAAGGCACAGUGACAAAGAGCCAAAAACACAAUCAGCGCAAAAAAGUGGAUGAGAAGAGCCGGUCAGGACUGCUUUGAGUGCUGAAACACCAAACUAGAACAUGCAGCAGCAGUGGGUGUGUGUGGCUGUUCUGGCCCUGUUGGUUGUCACAGUGAUGCUGGCAGAAGGCGGGAAGGCGGAAAAGCAAGGUAAGAAGGAGCGUAAGUCGGACUGUGGGGAGUGGCAGUGGAGUGUGUGUGUGGCGAAUGAGGGCGACUGCGGCCUGGGCACCAGAGAGGGCACUCGCAGCGGCACUGACUGCAAACAGACCAUCAAAACACAGCGCUGCAAAAUCCCCUGCAACUGGAAGAAGCAGUUCGGCGGUGAGUGUAAGUAUGACUUCCAGGCGUGGGGCGAGUGUGAUGCUGCCACAGGGAUGAAGAACCGGACCGGUGUGCUGAAACGUGCCCUCAUGGAUGCUAACUGCCCCAACACUGUCAGUGCAACCAAACCCUGCGGCAAGACCAAGCAACAGGACUCCCGGAAGCCAAAGCGGGACGGGAAGAAGAAAGAGCAAGCCCCGUUGCAGUAGAGCUUCAGGGAGGAGGAAGCCCACCCGAACCCCCUUCCUCACGACUACCGACCGACUACCCCAAUCUCUCAGCUCUCAGAGGGAGAAGACGGAGGUGGCUGCAGCUGCAUGGAGGGAGAGUUAAGAAGAGAAAAACAUGUCUUCCUCUCUUAUAUUUUUGUAGAAGCUUAUUUUUGUGUAGCUCCUUCAUAGUUUUCAUGUGUAGACCUUUUAAAUAAUAAAUAUAUAAUCAUGAAUACAAGCUCCUACUAAAUCCUGCAUACUCAACAGAUACUGAACUGCCCUUUAACACUUGGAUGGAUGGAAGUGACCGGUUAAAGGUGUGUGGUAAAAACAGUGUCUUGUUUUAAAGUUGAUUAGUUGAUAUUUAGAUAGUUGGCCUCUGAGCAGUUGCUUAAGAAAGGCAACAGUGUAUAGUUAGACAUUAAAAACAUCCAUACUGUAAGUGUCCCAAAAGUAGAAAGUGUAUAUUACUUGUGGACGCGCUUUAUGGAGAUUAGUGAUAUUACCGCUCCCUGUUACUCUGCUCCAGGGAAAAUAAAGACUUGCAAUCCACCAUUUA